GGUUUUUGCAGAGCUCAACACUAUUUCUGACAGGAUCGGUGUGUGUUUCUGCUCGAGUGUGUGUGUGUGUGUGUUUCCCAUCUCGUUUAUAGUGCCGCACCCUGUCUUCUGUGCGUAAAACCUCCCGCGUAGGUGCAUCAUCCACAUCAUCAUCAUCAUCACCACCACCCUCUUCAUCAUCACACACCACGUUUUCUCCCAGCAGAGGGAUAACGGCUUACCUCGCGGACAGGUUGGACUCAGAGAUGGGAGUGGAGCGGAGGUUUUUCAGGCUAUGACACGGACACACCGGGCGGGAAGGAUGGCUCUCACCAGCCGGGAAAUGUUGUGCUUGAUCGGAUCCGCUUGCCUCUGGCUGCCGCUGUUUGCAGAGGUAAGUACAAGUAAUGAGAAUUAGGUUGAUUUUGUAAUGUGGCCUGAUUUUUUUUUAACCUCCUUUUUUUUGUCCCAAAUGUCCCUGUAUUGUCACGCUUUGAUGACCUGAGCUGCGAUUUUACAAAAGAACAUCCAAAUAGGCGCAUGAUUUGAUAGAUACUGUUAUUGAUAAGACCACACAAAGGGAUCAGGUUACUGUUUGUGAGCUUCUGAAAUGAUUCAUGUGUGUUUCUGUUAACAGCGAUUAAUUCAGGGUGCAGUAUCUACAAAAACAGGGCGUUACAGGAGCGUCAAACACCUCUAAUCUGUCCCUCAGCCAAUUAAUGGUGCAACCAAAGCGCAUUGUCCAAUUACGCGGGCUCUGUUUUCUCUCACACGCACGCACUCGCGCGCGCACAUGCAUGGUCUCAAUCAUUACCCACUCCCUUCACCCACCCCUCCGCGACAGGAUAUCAUAAGAGAAACCCGCUGCUGGGGUCCUCUGCCCCCACGGUGAUGUGGGAUUGAGCCUCCACACGCGCAGUUUGAGCUUGUCACAUCGAUUCAGUCACUCAGACAUGUUGAGACCUGAAAACUGGGGAAGCAGGUGUUGUUGUCCUGAGUGGGUCAAGACAUCCUGAGUGUUGUCUGGGUGUCAGGUUUGGUGGAAACUUGCCUUGCCUCCCUGUAGGGCUGGGCGAUAUGUGAACAAGUUUAUCACGAUCAGUCGAUAUUGAUAUAUAUCACGAUAUAAAAAAUACGAUUUAACAGUGUUUAUUGGUAGAAUGUCUUUUGCAGUACAAUAAGCUACUGCAUCUAUGAGGUCUUUGUGUCUCUCCGACGUUUUGUCGUAAGGCGUUGCGCUAGCGGACUGAAUGGUUGGCUGUUUCGGCUGUACAGGCGCCAUGGUCUCCUUGCUCCGCUCGGGGUUUGUAACCUUUUGCAUUGUGCGUCUUCUACCGCGUGGAGCUGCUUCAGGUGGUGAAAACAAUUUGAGGUAUUUCCCGACUUUGUGUGAACAUGUACUCGACAUAAUUUGCAUUGCACAUUACUCUGCACCAAAAUACCUCCACACCACCAACGUUUUCAUGCCAGUGUUGUCGGAUUCACCUGUUAAAGUGCUUUGGUUGCGUGUAGCUGCAGUCUGCUACUACCCAGUUGUUUGCUACUUGGUUCUAAUUCAGCACGAUUGGUUCGGCGUGGAGCAGACCAGUAGCAACUCUCCUCUUCAUUGGUUAUUCGUAUAGUCUACGAAAACAUGACUAUCGAAAAGCAUAUUGACCAUGUUUCAUACUGAUAUUGAGGAAAAUUAAUUUUCGAUAUAAAUCGUUAUCGUUUUAUCACCCAGCCCUACCUCCCUGCUUUAGUAAAGUAACCAUCAGUUUGUAACACUAAGUCAUCCCAUGAAUAAUUAGAUUCAUUCAUUUUCAUUUUUCUUCCUCCUCUCAUGUUUUACCAGCGUGUACGUUCAGGGCUAAUGUGCAGCACAUGAGCCUUGUAGCCCGUGUAGAAGUCAUUAGUGGGCUACAGUGAUGUGCAGGUUUUAAUUAGACUCACUCACUCUGGAGCAGCUGAGCAUGUCACACAAAUAGCACACCGCAGAUUGAGUUUCAUUUCACUUUCACCAGGAGGAAUCUUGAUGCAGGAGCAGGAUGUAUUAUUAUGUAGGCAGCACAACAUCCAAGAUAUUUCCCUGUGGAAAUCAGUUCAUGACCAGCAGUCCUCUGUCUGUCACCUGAGAAGUCCUCAUCAGCACUUGGUUUUCUGGGGUUGAGCUCUGUGUUUUAACAAUAAGUUGGGAUUGGAUUUAUUUCACAACAUGGCAGGACUAAUUAGUGUCUGCAAAAAGACAAUCCUGUAAUCUAGUGGCUCCAUCACAGUCUUUUAAAUUAGAGAAUAAAUUUUCUAUCCAGUUUCUGUGAAUCACAAAAGAGUUUUUUGUUGUGAUCCCCAAAAUGGAGUUGGUUCUCAUUGUCUGGGCUGUGUCUCCGAGCCUCAAUCCCAGUCCAGUCUCUUGUCCUCAGUGUUUAAAAAUGAGUCGAGUUCAUGUCCCUAUUAUUGCUGCUUUUUCUGGCAUAAAUACGACACCUGUUACAUUAUUUAUUAAUCACUGUAUGAAGACUGCAGGGGCUGAUCUAGAUGCUGUAAACAUGGGGGAAUUGGCCCAUACCGAGGGGGGUCCACAGAUACACUCAAACAGUGAUUUUUUUCUAAUUAUGGUAGGUGUGCACAGUAUUUUUUAAGCCGUUUUGAACAGAAAAGUAGAUUUAAAAUAUCAAAAUUAUAUUCAUUAUUUGUAAAAAAAUAUAUAAAAUAAUAUAAAAUAGAUGCCAUCUGAAAAAAAAGACAAAGUUCACAUCUGAGAAAUUAAAUUGAAGCAAUUCUUCAGGGUUGAUUCAAGAGCUGGCGAACAAUUUCAUGGAGAAAGAUAGAUCUACUGUAUAUUACAACUUCAGUAAAUGGGGCACAAGACUGAACCAUAAGGCCAAACCAGUGCCCUAUUAAAACUGAUUUUAUCUCUAAAUUAGUCUAAAGUUCUUCUCUUCAAUUUACAAGAUCUAACUCAGACAGUGCUUGAGUUUGAGCCCGAGACAGAGGAGUUCAUUCCCUGAGUACUGGACUCUUACUAGUACCAGUUUUGGCACGUCUUGGUUAUUUUUAGAGAAAAUUACAACUUUGUGAAAAUGAGUGAGUAAAAUUAACUUUUGUUGAAGGUUUUUGGAAUGAUUGAAGUUUAUAAAUUGAUAUUUAUUUAAAGCUCCUAUGAGGAACUUUUUAUCUGUGUUGACUUUGGCGCCCUCUGUGGACAAAACAGUUACUCCUACAUUGUUGCUGUUUCAUGUCAUUUUUCGGAAAGUAGUGUUAGAUUAUAAAAAAAACCUCCUGUGUCGUUUUCACAGUGUAAUUAAUCACUCACUGUGAAUAGCUGCUGUGGAAAAAGUCGAAAACUUCUUCAGUGUACCUACCCCCACAGUUAAAGACAUAAAGAAUCACCCAGAGGAACUUGCCCGUCUUGUCAUUGAUGGUCUCAUUGGAUUUUUGUAUAUUAUAAAAACACUUCACUGUGUUUUCAGCCUGUUUCAUACCAUUUAAAAAUCUCCUCACAGGGGCUUUAAGGAGUAAUUGUUUGGCCAUUUUUAGCUGUUUUUUCACUCUGCCAGUUCGAUUUUACUCAAUUAUACAGGUCACAAUCACACUGUGCAAAUAUUGUUGUACUUACACAGACACAGAAAGUCUUGAUACUGCAAGUAUUUUGCAAAAAUUGACAAAAAUUUAACCUUUGAUAAACUUGAAUUUCUACUUGUAAAAAGUACAUUUUGUUUGCUCAAGGUUAAACGUCUGACAAACAGUCUUUUAAUGACUGACUGUAGUGAAGCAGAGGCUCUCUGCUCUAUAAAUCUUGUUUUAUGGAUGUAAGAAAACAUGCUUGAUUUUAUGGGGAUGUAAAAAUAGGUCAUCAUGGACAUUUAUUGUGGAUCUUAUAACAUCCUUACAUCUGUUGGAAUGACAAAUCAUCCUGCAGUCACACUGGGAAUAGCAGUCCACCCACAUGUAACACCUACAGAGCCUGCUGUUUACAUUUGUCUAGACACAAAUCCACCAACACUGUCCCUGAGAAAGUGCAUUCAUAAAGCCUCACUGUUUCUCCUCCGGACUUUAUUAAAGCCAAAUUAAACACAGGUGAGCUGGUGUGUGUUCAAAUCACCUGUGUUUGCAGUAACGGGAUUUGUGGCGAGUGCGCAGUGAAGGUGAUCAAGCAAAAGAAGGUGAUGCAGGGUGGAUGUCAGCUGGAGGAUGGCGGGGACACGGGCAGCACAUGGACUGGCUUAAAUAGCCCCAGAGGCCCCGGAUCAGCUGAUAGCCUUCAAUGUCAGCCAAGUUCCCGCUGAGAUCGGACAGGACAGGACAGAGCAGUGGGGAGGACGUCAAGCUGUGGACAUAAUGAGAAAAUGUUUUCAAUCAAGUGGCGUAGAGAUGAUACUGAGUUUGUGAUGUUUUGAGCAGAACAUCAAGUAACAAUUCCCUGAAUGAUUUUCUAAACCAAAUCUAGGGAAUCAUCGUAGUUUUUCAUAAUCAUGUUUCGGUGCUCGCAGUACCUGAGUUAGUCGAGAGAAAGGUCAAAGUCCUCGUUAUUGUUGAAAUGUCAGGGCUAAUCAACAGAACAGAAAAAUUUGUACAUUUUUUAGCCAUGACGAGAACCUCUUCUGCUCUUUUUUCACUUCAAAUUUAACAAACUGUGGCCUUCAUGAACUGUGCAGUUGUGAAACAUUCAGACCAGCAAACAAAUGGAAAAUUAUCUGCGACCUUCAGGGUCCAGAGUCCCUUCGUGCCGUUAUUUGUUUCGUGUUUCAAGCGCCCACAAACUCAAUUUCAAAGCACCUUUCACUGACUCUUGCUGUUGCUAGGUUACCGAAAUUGUCCCCAUGCAGCAACCUCCAGUCUUGAGGAAUGAAGUUUCUGGCUGGGACAGAGCAGAAGUGCUGAAAACUGCAGUUCCUUAAGUGUCCACUAGAGGCUGGCUCCAAAGGCCCCACAGGCCACAUACACACCCAUUCUAAAGAGUUCCUCUUUACAGCAAAAAUACACACUUUUAAAACCUGGUACAAAAAAAUUUUUAGUCUGAAUAGUUCAUUCCUCUAUUCUGACACAGAUUUGAUAUAUAAGCCAACACUUAAUGUUACAAGAUUUGCACAAUUAGCUGACGACAGCUUCAGGUAAGCUUACUGUACGGAAGAACCUCUCUACCUUAUAUUAGGUCCACUGAAAGUUAGGUUGACCCCCAAUUUUCACUGCAUCCGUAACGGCAGCGAUUUUCACCGUCAGCCAAUUCCUACCGGAUCCAUUUGUAAGGCGAAUUUCAUGGCGGGUUACGGACAGCAGGAAUUGCGAGAACUCACAAGAACCCACAGAUUCACGUGCAAUCGCGCGAUAACAAGUUGCCUCUAGCCACAUAGGCUCACCAUAUAAGCAGUAGAUUUUGUCCUUCCAGAGGAGGAAAUCUACUUCUAGACUUAUAAAAUCAGCAUCCUCUCAUCCAUGGUGUCAUCGGGGUGAAAUGCUAUCUAUAAAACUUUCGGUUGUUCGUCUCCGCCCGUUUGCAUGGUGUGAAAUACGAUCCGCCUGAAACACUGUUUUAUUUUGAAAAGAAGAUUUUGUGUUUGUGCCGACUUCCUUUCCAGCACGGGUUAAUCUGUGCUGAAUUUAUCUGGUAUGCUCCGGCGUCCGGCAAUCUGCAGUGGUACAGAAUGAAGCCGGUGGAAAUUGACACAUUAACUCGGAUGGUUACGAUCAGCUUCGAUCUGCGGAUACGGCCUUUUUGUAGCCGUUUUGAAUUCAGUGGAAAUUGGGGGUAAAACGGUUCAGGGGAAAGCAACACUGGCGGUGUUCUAAAAUCAAAACCAUUUUUUAAUCUGACAUCGACAAACUACAGCUGACACGGGGGUGAUUUUGCACUUAUGACACUGAGUGCAAAAAUGUCAAACUGCUUUGUUUAGAAACUAGUGGACACAGACUCUUACUGAUUGAAAACAACCUCUGAAAAACUGACAAAUUUUCCAGUUUCCUCUCUUUAAACUCAGCAGUUGAUUGCUUUCAUAACCUUGGCAAACAGUUUAUUUUUGUCAAAAAAUUGGAUCAACAAGCUUUGAGAAUAAUCAAGUUUAGACACUGCUCUAACCGACGCUUUUGGUUUCCAUUUCAAUGAUUAUACAGUUUUAUAACAGUUGAUGUUCAAUAUUUAGACUUUACAAGGUGAGAAACAGAAAUGCACUCCAUGAAGUAACAUAUGACGACCGAGAAAAGAAGAAAGAGCAGGUUUAUAUCGAUCAAUCAUUCAGCCAAUAGCGCCAAUUUAAAACAAACGUUAUCUGUAUUUUUGUCAAAGGAUAGUAAAAAUGCUGUCAUUACAUUUUAGAUGAAGCUCCUCUGAAGGUUUUCGUCACUGUUGGUCUUUUCUGGACUGGUGCACGGUGUUCAUUCAUGGACUCAGUGUCUUUGUGAGGGAGGAAGGUCAGACAUCCAGUUUCCUGAUGUGCAUUUUCUCCCUGCAGUUCUGGGGAGAAUAAAGUGCUGAACAGAGUUAUUUAUACACCGUGACUUCAGGUCUCCUAGGAUCCAUAAUUCAGGACCCGGUGGAAAGUUUUUUUUUUUCCCUCUAAUUACUGAAGUCAUUUUGAUGCGAUAAUUCCAGAACUGUGACACUGCAUGUACAUGAGAUCUGAGUGCAUGUUCAAUGUUUUUAUCCCGCAGGUAGCGUCGCCCUAUUUAACCUCUGCUUAUUCUGUGAAGUACUCCAGUCAUGAAACAUUAAAUAAAUGACAGACAUGCUCUCUCUUUAGUUGCUUUCAGUGUCCUUCACUGAAACUCAAAGUGAUUUUGAAGCUUUUUUUCUGGAUUUAUGACAGAAUAAAUGAUUUUUGCUGUCCUGUUUUCUUGUGUAACACGUGGUGAAGAGGUUGUGAAGCCUAAUUGGAUGAUAGAAACUUUAUCAGACACUGUGUAACCGCAAGUCAGGGUCACACUUUUCACUAUUUAGUGCUAAAAGCUUCAGGUGUAAAGUCCACUGUGGGGUCGGUCCAUGCAGCAGUAAUCUCAUUCAUUCAGCGUGUGUGUGUGUUUGCGUGUGUCUGCGUGGCCAUGCACCGGGCGCAGCUGUGAGAGAGUCAUAACUGAUUACCUGGAAAUCGAGCCGUGUGAUUGAUGUGAAUGGAGAUAUCAACACCCAUGUUCACGAGCACAGGUCACCUGCUCUCGCUGUAAUACGAUUAGGCUGAGAAGAGGCUUGUGGGUAAUGUUUGCGAAGCGUGUGUGCUGUACUCCGCUGUGUAGAGGUGCGACCUGAUUUCUACAGAAACGCACUCAUGUCAGAGACUUUGAUGCCGUCUUGUUCGAUCUAGAUGUGCGUGUGUUUAACGCCACACACUCCACUGUCACACCUGCCUGACAGCUGUCCCCCGGAUAAAACGUGUUUAAUCUUUGUAAACUGCUCCUCAGUUUAUGAUCCUACCUCCUCUUCAUGUCUUAGUUCUGCGGUUUUUUCGCUUUGACCUGACGGUGUUUUAUAUUCAGAGCGUACACAUCCACGGAGGCCGAGGCAGAAUCCCGUUAUAGGAAAUGUUAAAACUCAAACGGCUCUGUUUGUACAAGAAUGAGUCAGACUCAUCCUUUAAGUGGCUGUUGAAAUUCAUCGCUUAUAAGCAGAGAACCAUCAAAUUUAUGGGAUUAGUCUGAGCGCCGCAGUUAUAGUACGCCUCAGAGGAGGACGCCAUACCCUGAAGAUGACAACGCUUUUCCAGCACUUCUGUGGAUGCACUGUUUUUACUCUGUUUAUUGCAGCAGCAUGAAAAAAAGCAUAUUUCUCUGAUCUUCAAAGACAAAAAAACACUCUGAUGUUGAUACGAUUCAACCAUGAGAACCAACUCUCCGAGGCCUGACAUGAAAAACCCUCCGCUUUAGAGCUGGCAGAUUUGUUGAAGCUCGUACGGGUCAGUUUGGCAGGACAUAAGAAGAGUUCUGUUAGGAGGUUAAGAGGGGAAAGCCUCGCUGUGACUUAGAGAUAUUUAAAAUUAGAACAGAUGGACAAAAAAAGUGAGAGACCUCUCUUACAGAUAAUGACAAUAGGGCUAGGCGAUAAUACAAUAGCGAUAUAUAUCAAACAAUUAAUUUCCCUCAAACAUGGUCGAUAUGCUUUUCGGUAGUCAGCAUUCUGCCAUGUUUUUGUAGACUAUACGAAUAGCCAAUGAAAGGGGAGUUGCUCCGGGUCUGCUUCAUGCUGAACCAAUCAUGUGCUGAAUAAGAACCAAGUAGCAAACAACUGCAUAGUAGCAGGCUGCAGCUACACGCAACCACAGCACUUAAACACGUGAAGCCGACAACACUUUAGGUGAGAACAAAAGAAAAUGAGCGCUAUCCUGGAAGAAAUGCAGGUGAAGACUCAACAGAUGACGACAUCAUUGACAACACUGGCACGACAAUGUCAGUGGUGUGGAGGUAUUUUUGUUUUCUGAGGUCGGACAUGAAGCAGAGUAAAGUGCACUGCAAAUUAUGUCGAGUACAUGUUCUCGCAAAGUCUGGGAAUACAACAAAUCUUUUCACCAAAAAGUUACAAACCCCGAGUGGAGCAAGGAGCCCAUUCAGUCGCUUUCUCUAGCACAACGCCUUACGACAAAACGCCAAAGAGACACAAAGACCUCACAGAUGCAGUAGCUUAUUGUUUUGCAAAAGACAUGCUACUAAUAAGCACUGUUAAAUUUCAUUUUUUUAUAUCAUGAUAUUUAUCGAUAUCAACUGAUAUGAAAAAAAUAUACCGUGAUAAACUUUUUCCCAUAUCGCCCUAACCAACCACAGAAGACACCACGCAAUAUAAACCAAUCAGAAGCAACGUAAGGCGGGUCUUGGUGUCUCUAACUAUCUUUCACACACAACAGCGCCAACAUUUAAAACCCACUCAACGUACUGCAAUAUGGACAAAUGAAUGUAUUUUGUCAAAAUUAUUGUUACAAUUUUCAUUUAUAAUUUCUGGUUAAUUAGGACGAGCAUUAGGGAGAGCAGCUGGCAUGGGGGUGAGGUCAUCAGUCUUAAGUUAUAAAUCGACGUUAAAAAAGGAAACAAAAAAUUCGCCGAACACAUCAUAACGCUAACGUCUCACUCUUGUCAUUUUCUGAAACUUGGCAGCCCUCUUAUUCUAUAACUUUAUACAUUUUACUAUCACUGUUAUAAUUUAAAUGACUUAGUAGUGACUUGGUAAUUCUCUCUACACGGAUUGCAGGACAGGAUCUUGGUCCGGUUUUUCCUAUCAGAAAUCUUUGUGUAGUAUCUCCUCAGACUGCUCUCACAACUGUCACUGUUUGCCACAGUGUCAACAGGCAGAGGUGAAAUGUGUCAGACUACGUGACACGUGUGAUCUAGUCGUCCUUGGCGUCACUUUUCGACCAGCAGUACGUUUGAAUUUCUGUUCUCUAUGGUAACCUUCUGCAUCUCUUCCUGUCUGCAGGUGGUGGUUGAGGACAGCUACUUAAACGAGGUGCAGAACUCAGGUAAGCCGGAGCUGAUAUUCUGAACACAACCCUCUCCUCUGUGGCUAUAAAUCCACUUUCCCUCCAUCAUGUCUCUCAUCCUCCUCCUACAUCAUCUCAUCCCUUCUGCUCUCUUUGUUUCUCCCUCCAGUUAAACCCACAUUCUGACUCAGACAGUCAUAAAACCCCUCCAUGCUGACGCCUCCUCUCUGUUUUUUUUUCCUACAUUCAGUCUUACCUCUCCUCUCCCCCUACGGCCUGCACCCCUCUGCAUUUCAUUUUUCCUCCCUGCAAGAAAAGGAGGUGGCGUUGAUGGGGGUUGGGGCGAGGAACUCCUCCUACUUGGGAUCAUUUCCAGUGCUGAUAUUCCUCUGUUUUUGCACACAUUGACAAAUGAGUGAAAAUAAUAACCUAUGAUUGCAAACACACCUCUUAUUUUUCUAUAAAAUCACCCGCCAUAUCAGUUUGACUCCACCUCAGCGCUCUUUUAACACGCCACAAAUAUUCUUAGUAUUCAGCAAAUGGUGCACAAGAUGCUGGUCUGCUGCGGCAAUCUCGUCCAGAGCUCCUUUGUUGCAAAAAUAAAUGAAUUAAAAGCAGGUGAAAUAGAGAAAAGCAGAUUUCCUUUUGCUCAGUUUUGAUCAAAUUGUGUAUUUUAUGCAGAAGAUGUCGUCGCCAAACGCCCACCCCCCAUACAGCCAGCCUCCGAGUGUGAACCGUGUCAAAUACUCAUUGUGGCUGGGAAAUGGAUUAUGGGAGCAGGGAGACUGAGUGUUCCCAUGGCGAUGGGCAGAGUAGCGUUGUCGUGGCAAUGAGGAGGGUGUUAGCUCCGAGUGUUGUGUGUGUGUGUGUGUGUGCGUGGAGAUUGAUGAAAGCCUUUAAAUGAGACUUAGAGGGAGAGGCUGACAAGAGGAAGUGAGAUUUCAAAUUAAAGGGGAUUCAAAGAUGGAGAACAGACGUAGAGAGAGGUAAUAUAAACAAAUGUUCAGUCAAGGACGUUCUGCGUCCUCUGAUGAUGGAAAUGUGGGAUGAAACCAAGACAUGACAAUGAAACUGUAGUUACGUAAUGCUUUUUUUCUCUCUUUUACUUAAUCAAAAUUUCAUCACCCCAGCUAUGAAACUUUUAUCACCAUUACAGAGCAAAUACAGCUUUCAGAAAUAUUUUUAAUUAUUCAUUUAGGUCAUGAUCUUCAACACAAAUCAAAGAACAGCAAACAUGCCAUUUUAAAGCUCGUAAAAACUCGCCGAUUUGAAAAUUCUUAACAACAUAACAAGCAGAUAAUGUCCUGAGACUGUUUGAAUCAUUUGCCAUGUAAGCCAGUCUUCAGAGCAGCUCCUUUACUCGAUGAUUAAACUCUCAUAUCUGCUUCAAAGAUGCUCCUCUCAACAAUGUUUCAAGAAUAAAAUAUUACAAAACGAUUGAAAGAAAGAAAGAACAGUUUAAGUUUUAACACAGGUGUAUUAAGUCACAAAUUUAUAUGCCUUGGUUACUAUUAUGUCAUUAACAUGUAAGACAGAAUUACACAAUGUAAAUUUCCAUUUGUUACUGAUUUAAUGUUGAAAUAAAAAAAAAUGAAAAUCCUCAAAAUUAACUACAACGGAGCUCAAAUUCUCAAUCAAAUAUUCUCGUUUUAUUGAAAUAAAUGGGACUUAGGGACUUAGCUCGUCACUGCGACUGAUUAAAAGUUAAGGUUUAAUUAAGUUAAAGCUCCUCUGAGGAAAUUUCAGUUUAUGACAGUUUUGGCACCCCCCUGUGGAAAAAGCGGUCUUUGUUUUUUUUUGUCCUCAACAUACUUAAAUGUUAAAGAUCAAAUGUAUUAGUGAAAAGUGAAGUAAAGUGAAGACAAUGACUUUUUCCACUGACACCUACCCUCUCUUAUCAGUUUCAGGCUGCAAAAAUUAUAGUAAAAAAAAUGUCAAUCCUGUCACCGAUACUUUUGUUUGCUUGAGUUUAUCAUAGAAAAACAAAUAUAUAUAUUUCAGCCUGUCUUAUAAGCAUUAAAAAAUCAUCAUAGAAUCCUAAAACGUCGUCUUGUGGCAUACUCUGGCCUGCAAAUAACGCAAGUGUUGAUGAAAAUUUUGAAGCAUCAUUUUUGAUAUCUAUUUUUAGUGUUGGAUUUUUUCAACUGAACGCCCAUCCUGCACAAACAUCAUCUUAAGUGAAAUGACGCUUACAUACGCUCUGUACGCUCGACAGGAAGGAUGAUCAUGGGGUCCAGGUUUGAGUCAAACUCAUCGUUACAUGGAUUGAAGUAUGGGUACAGCUUUUCUGUGAAGGAACACCCAGUGAAGCUGUAAAUUUCUGUCAAUGUCUGCACGUCGUAGAAAUAAAUGCUACUGGUUUCGUACCGCACAAACACGCCAACCUGCUCCACUUUUCCACGAUGCACAGUCAAGUCUGGACAACAGAAGGUUUCAAACCGAUCCUCUAUGAACCAGACGGCCCAGAGUCCACAGUCAGGCUUCCUAGGAAUAGCCUUCUUCCUCUGGAUGGACUCUGUGGCCAAGCCCAGACACCACUCACUCUUCCUGCCUACAAACACCUCAAAGUAAAACUUGUAUGUAGAGAGGGCUGUGUCACCCAGGACUGCCAAGUGUUUCCUGAACCUGUUUGGGCUCUGAUGUCUACGGAAUACUGAACCCCUGUCAAAUUUCACCUGUUUUCUGUCGUCGGAUAUGGUGAGCUGGCGGUUAGCUGUGGUGGGAUCCAACGAGAUGUCCACUACAUACUGUCGCAUAAAUUUCAGAUAGGUGUCACUCGGCUCGUCUGUGCUGCUGGAGAGCUCUUCGAUUUCUGCUUUGAGUUCCUUCAGCAGCUUCUGCAUCUGUGGCACAGAUUUGCUCAAACAUUUUCGUAUGCGAUAAAUCUCCACAAGUCCGUUCAAACUUUGUGAGUGUGUCCUGUGUGCUUGGGGGGCUAUCUUUGGCAUAUUUAUGAGGAGGUACAGAUUGUCUUCGGUCUGUUUUAGCUCUCUAAUCUUCAUCUCAGUGCUCUGCAGCUCUUCUAUUGUCUGCCCCAUGCUGUCAAAGAAACCAUCAGCUUGUUCCUCGAUCACCUGUACGAGAUCCGUCUGGCUCUGCUGAAUCUGAGAGACCAGCUGGGCCAGCUCCUGCACACUCCCAGCUAUCACGUUUUUAGUUUCUGUCUUAUUUUUUCCCACCAGCUCUUUCAUUUCUUUGACCUUCUGCAGCCCUUCCUGCUUCAUCUGCUGCACAUCAGCCUCCCAGCCCUGAAGAGUAGUCUUCGCCUCAUUGUAGGCUUGCUGCACAGAAAUGACAUUGUGGUCUAAGUGUUUCAAGCUGCAGCAAUCGUCACACAGCAAAACAACGUCAUCCCUGCAAAAUCUUGUCAGGAGUCGGGCGUGCUCCUUACAGAUCCGGUCCUCCAGGCUUGACAUCGGUUCAAGCAGCGUGUGUCUCUUCAGUCCAGCAGCUCUGUGAUGAGGCUCCAGGUGAACGUCGCAGUAAGAAGCCAGACACUCCAGGCAGGAUUUGACUGCAGUUUGCUUCGUGUCAGUGCAAACAUCACACAGCACAACGUGGCCACAGCUGGCUGACUCUUGGACCGGCUUCUGGCUCUGAGUGCCUGUCACUUUAAGAGACAUGAACUGUGAUGUGAGCUCAGAAAUAAAAGUGUUAACCUUGAGAUCCGGUCUUCUGUCAAAACCCUCCUUGCACACCGGACAGCGGAAGAUCGUGUGGAGGCCCCAGUAACUGGAGAUGCAGGACAUGCAGAAGUUGUGACCGCAUGGAGUGGAGACCGGCUGAGUGAACACAUCAAGGCAGAUUGGACAAAGGAGAUGCUCCUCAGUCAGGAGAGCGCUGCAGGAGGCCAUUUCUGCAGAAAAACAAACAGAUGAAUAUUCAGCAAACAUGUUCACAUGGAGACAACGACAAGUUUAUUCUCUAGAUUUGAAACAGCAGGUUUGGCAUAUUCUAGACACGAAGGGCUCUAUUUUCGUGCCGUUCCCGGCGGAGGGUGGCGGACCCUGCGCAGUGGUAUUUUCGUCUGGCAGAGCCCGGCGUACAGCCAGUUUGGUAUUUUCAUAGACUGAGGCGCACCGAGGUCCGCCAAGCUGGGCGUGGUGGCGUGGCAGGGGGAGGUGUCGACAGAAUCAGCUGGAGCAGUGACAUUUUUUUGCUCGCCGCCGAUUGAAACCUGGUCAGCUUUCAGCGCAGGCGGAGCGCAGCUAGUCUAGAGGUAUUUUGGUAGACCAGCGGCGUAUCGGCAACGUCACCAAUGCCUCACCGGCAGGUUUCCACAGUGUCAGGUACAUUUCAGUGCAAUAAAUAAUCAACAACAACUAAUAAUCUGAGUCAGCACAUACAUUUAGAUCUAUAUAGAUAUAUUCUGAUCUAUAUCUGAUCUGAUGCGCGCAUUUGGCACGCGUAUGGACACACAACCUGACCGAAUCAACACAGCUGAAACCGCAUUAAAUUAAAGUCUAAAAUUAGUUAUUUGCACUUUUAAUAAGACAGAAAAAAAAGAAGAAAAACUCAGAGUCAAAGUCUGGGAUUUGUACUUUAACUUGUCCAAAUGAUUGUCAUCCUCACAUGUCGAUACCAAAGUUACUGCCAUUUUGAGUCAUCAAUAUUUUUAUUGUUCAGGGCCUGAUUACCUUCACCUGCCUGAAGGUCUAAAGUCUGGUGGUGCUACUCUGCUAAAGUUAGCCACUCUUAGCAAACCAAUUUGACAAACCAAACAUGUAGACUAUCUACAUCCAAGUUUAGUCAGGUUAAAUCCACGGUGCUUAAAGCUGUUUUUUUUAGUGUUUUCUCACCUGUGGACGAGUCUGAAUUUACAUUUAUAAAUAGACAGAAGAGAUAUAAAUGUCUUCGAACUGAACUCCGGAGGAAUUUUUGACUGCACUGACAUCUAGGUCAAAAUUUUCUGCUGGUAAAAGUCUGAAAAAACUUCUGUGGAGACUUUUUUUUCCGACUGUCGCUCCAGGUCGCACAUUUUUAUGUCGCUCCAUUGAGGAAAAAGGCCUUUCUCUGAUAAAACCCACCAAACACCCGACGUCACUUAGACGUAUUUUUUUAGGCUUAGCUACGUCGGACCGUCAUGGCCGUAAUUUUGCCCAAAAAAGACGUUGAAAACUGGGUUUUAUUUAGACGGCCCGAGUCUAGACGUUAUUUAGACGUGAAAACGUCUGUUCAGCGUCUUUUCAACCACGUUUGGCUGAGUGGGAACGUGGAGAAGCAGACACACACAUUUUGGUUCAUCAGCAGCUACUUACGUGUGUUUGUUGCAGAUCUUUUGGGGAGUUUUACUCGGAGAGGAAAUCCGGUUUCUCAGUGAAGAAGUUUACUUUCAUGUGAGGCGUGUCUUAAAGGCACAGGCACACCUCUGUCCCCGUGCUUGACUGUGCUCUGUAUUAUUCAUUGUUUGAGGAUACAUUUCUGUUUCAGCUCAGUACAUUUCUGCCUGAUUGAUUUCCUGCUUCACUGCCUCUCCCCUUUGCCUUCCUCCUCUUAUCUUCCUCCAAAUUGGACCCUGUGUGUGUGUGCACCUGUGUGUGUUUAUGUGUGAGGGGGGGCGUGAGUGUUGGUUGCACUGUGCAGAUAAUGUAACGGGGUGCCAAGCUGUGUGUGGAGGAGAGAUAAGACGCUUGUUGGUUGUUGAGGCUCCUCUGCCAUUAAUCAGAGUUUAGUCGCUGCUCUCCCUCAAAAACUGCUACAGCUCCGGGGUGUGCAGAGACGAAGAGAUCUCGAAGAAAACCAAGCAACACUUUAGGGGAAUACAAAUGAGAAUUUGCAUAAACUGUUGGUUUUUUUGCUCUUGGUUUGGUGUUUUUUAAAGUCACUUGAUAUGCAGGAAAAAGCAGAAAAUUGAGGAUAAAUCAGGGGAGAGGGUCAAGAGAUAAGAGAUAAGAACGACAAAAAGAAAUAUAAAUUUACAAGACUUAUUUCUCUGUGUAAACACUAUCUCGAUCAAUCUUUAUUUACAUGUGCACCAAAUGUAAUCUUAAGAUGCUGUUUAGCAAGUGCAGAUCCAGACUGUACUCUGUGUCUGAAUUAUUUAGAAAGACCCAACAUGCAGAUAAGAUUCAGUCCCAUUUUACAGAAUCAGACUCUGUCUUAUCUCAUCUUAAUCCACCACGAGCAAAGCGGUUCACAGCAUUUAGCAAGUUACAGCAGCAAGAAACAUCCUCGUCCUUGUUUUACAGACAGAAACUUAAAGCAGAAGAGUAAGGAAACAAAGAGGAUGUUAAACUCAAUAAAGCUCAAAUUAUUAACUCGCAAUCCGCUGAAUAAAUGAUCUCAUGUGUGAUGUAGUCAGGAAAAGCAUCAGGCCACGAACUCUGGGAUCACAGAGGAUUUCUUUCUUCAAGGUCGCGAUAAAAAACAAACUUUUAAAGGUGUGCAGUCUGUCUGUGUGCAUCUGUAGGUUAGUAAGUAUAAAAGGAGUCCUAUAAUACUUAUUUCAUAUUUCAUUAUUUCAGUCUAACAUACAGAUGAAGUAGCUUAGCAUGAUUUUCAGCCCCAAAAUCUCCUCACUGAUCCCACACUAGCAUCUGUUCAAACCCUUAUACCUGCGUUAUUCAGCCUCUGCCUAAGAAGAUUUGUUUUGGCGGCUUUUUCACAGCCUGAUGGUGUUACUUUUUACACAGCUCUGAAAUCAUUUCACUACGGAAACCCUAAACAGACAUGUUUUUUUUUUUUACCCCCGUUUUCUCUAGAUCACGAGAAAACUAUCCCAUGAUCUCGAGAAAACAAGGCUUCAUUUUCUUGAGAUCACUCAUUAAUUUUGCGGUGGACUAGAAACAUUGAGCUGAUCACCGUACGCGGUGCGGUGUCUGCGGUGUCCGCCUGUCGCUACCUGAUCCUGGAAACCCGAUUUGUACUGCGCAUGUGCGAAAUGUACGUCACUUCCUCUACUGGCCAUCUCUGCGACAGCUCAGCGCGUCUUUGCCCCCAGUGGUUUGCAACAGCUUUGACACUUGUUCGACAGCUUCAGCAUCAGCGAGCUCACUUCAGUCAGAAUGGAUGCUUCAGUUUAUCACCAGCUUUUCAAGAGAAUGGCGCCCAGUUUCACGAUUAAAGGUUCCUAUUUCAAGCUUAAUUGUAAAAUUGCAACGAAGUUAUAAAAGGCUUGAAUGAAUAUGAAUAUUUUAUCGUUGAAGUUGAAACGCUGUAUAAAAACGCUAUUUUUAAUUGUCCAUAAUGUGUAGGUUUCUUUUAAUUAAUUUAUAUUUAUAACACAAAUGAAAUAAAUCCCCCCUUGAUACUUUGAAAAGUCAGAGAACCAUGAUUUUGACCAGGUUGUGGCGCUCUCUGUGACCCGGGAAGAGUGCAAAAUGGGUGGCCACACACCCCCAGAGCAUCCCCCCUUGAUACUUUGAAAAGUCAGAAUAGGCGAAUACCAAGUCCACCGCAAAAUUAAUUCAUGAUCUCCAGAAAACGAAGCCUUAUUUUCUCGAGAUCACGAGAAAACUAUCUCAUGAUCUCAAGAAAACGAGGGUAAAAAAAAAAAAAAACAUGUCCGCUUAGGGCUUCCGUAGCUCUGUUAGCACAUGUUGGCUGUUGUUGGAUCAGCUGCUGUCAUUAUGUGACUUCAGUUGUUGUUUUACAUACAGCUUUACCAUGAUGCUUUGCAGCUUUUGCAGUUUCUCUCUCACGCUCUGCUGUAUAAUUCCUCUUCAUUGAUGUGUGCUGUAAGGUUGUAUUAGUCCACAGUACUCGCUCCAUAUUUUGUGGCCUAAUUUAGCUCCACUUUGAUGUGAGCAGCUUCCCUCUCAGUCAGUCUAAGCUUCACUCACACAUUUGCUCUUCUCAGAGAAGAUUACAGGAAGUGUCCGACCCUUUAUGUGUAGAAAAGGCGGUUUAAGGUUAUGUGAAUUUCACCCAUUUAACAUCCGUGGGGAAAAUGCAUUAGUCUGAAUCCAGCUGUGGCUGUGGACAGAGUAUGAGAAUCUUCCAUGUAAGCUUUAUGUGCAGAUGAAAUACAGACAUGGGGAUGAUGUGGCCUGAAUAAGAGUCACUUCCACUCCUCUCUCCCCUAAAUUCCCCCAAACUUUCCUCAUUUCUCUCCCUUUUCUUCACAUUGUCCUCUACGACUCAAAUCCUCCUGCUUUUGUCCUCAUCAUCUCUUUCUCCAAUCUUCUCCAACACGUCCUCACUCUCUCCUCUCCCUCCCCUCUUUUUCUUUAUGCAGUGCCUCUGUCCUGCUCUGAGGGAUUCACUGAGUUGGGAUACUAUAACGGCACCGUGUCUCAGACGGACUCUGGCGCCCCCUGUCUGAAAUGGACCGAGUUUCCAGAUUAUGUGAUGCAGUACCCGGGCCGGGGACUGGGCGACCACAGCUUCUGCAGGAACCCGGACCGAGAAUCAAACCCAUGGUGCUUCUUCAGACAAAACUCUGGAGCCAUCGGUUGGGCUUACUGCGACUGUCACCAGGGUAUGACUUUGAAUUUUCUCAAUAUUACUCAAAAUAAACAAAAUGUUAAGAUUAGUUUUAAUGCAAAGGGUGACAACAUGAAAAUAUAAGACAGAUUUAUCACAAAAGGCUUUUUUGAAGAGCGGUAAAAGUUUAGAAAAAUAAAGGAGUCCCCUGUAAAAUGAAACUUAGGGUAGAAGAACAGAGAAUGGAGCUAACCGUAUCAUUAUUACUCUUUUAUUCUGCAUGUUGAUGAGUCCCUAGUGCAACAUCUCCCCUCUUUCACUUUCACUCUUCUGGCUUCUGAUCUUUUUUUCAUUUAAGACCCUUUAAUUGACAAAAAUCAGUCUCAACUUAAAGCUAACUUAAAGGGAUAUUCCGGUGCAAAAUUAAUUUAGGGUCAAACACCGAGUUAGACACCCCCUCAACAGAUGAAUGUUGCCGACCACUAGCUUUUCUAGUUAUACCAAUUUUAGUAACGACUGCACGAUAGCAAUACACAGCGGUCUGAGGAGCCAAACCUCGACCAAAACGCCACUGUAUAACCACAAAUAAUGCUCAGAAAAGCAGCUAACUUCAUCAUUAUGGCUUUUGUCACGCCUCAAUAAAAAAUGACAUGAGACAUAUAGGAAAGGAGUACAGCGGGGUGACGCAGCUCAAGGAAGAACAUUUAUGAUCAUUUCUUUAUCAUUUCCUUGAAGUAAUAAUCAUAAUAUUUAUCAUUUUGCACUGCAGACACAGUAGUUCUUCUGCCUAAGCCUCUCUGUCUGAUUGCAUUUCCAUGAAGAAAUGAUCAUAAAUGUUCUUCCUUGAGCUGCGUCACCCCGCUGUAGUCCUUAAUGGACUGGCCUGAGGUCUCGCUACAAACAAGCGGCUGCUGGAAGAGAGUAGGUGAGUUGUGUUUAGUCUCUUUGCUAAAAAAAUCAGACAAAGCUAAAAAGAUGUUUGGUGGCUAGUGUUUUGGCUAGGACCCAAUAUGUCCUGUUGAAGUUAGGUGCUGUUCUGAGCAUUAUGUGUGGAUUUUUGGUUGAGGUUUGUUUAUGGCUCCUCAGACCGCUGUGUAUUGCUACCAUGCCGUCAUUACUAAAGUUGGUAUAAUUAGAGAAGCAAGAGGUCGGCAACAUUCAUCUGCAGAGGGGGUGUCUAACUCGGUGUUACGGUGUGUUUGACCCUGAAUUAAUUUUACGCUGGAAUAUCCCUUUAAAGUGAGGAACUUUGAUUUUGUCCCCUCCUGUGAAAAGUGGCGCCUCUUAUCUCUUGUCCUGCACAUUUAAAGUUUAUGUUUUUAGAUUAAAACUUAACUUUUUUUCCUUUUUAAAAAAAUGUAAAAAAAUGAAUAAAAAUGCUGUCUCCUUGAGUUUGACGUCAGGCACCCAGCCGGACAUUUAGCCCUAAACUGUCUCAUUGGUGUCCUUCAGGUGCGGCUCGUCUGGUUGGCAGUUCCUCUCCUGGCAGCGGGCGUGUUGAGGUCUACCUGAACGGUCAGUGGGGAGCGGUGUGUGACUCCCACUGGUCGGACAGAGACGCCAGUGUGAUCUGCAGACAGCUGGGUCUGGGGUGAGUAAAGAAACCCAGACAGGACUCCUCCUUCUCCUUCCUCUGGUGUCAUGUUUCACAGCUCGCUCUGACCGCACCUUUCCUGCUCAAACAGUGACAUCGGCACAGCCCUGCAGCACUCACAGUUUGGCUCAGGCUCAGGCCUCUUCCACUACGAGCGGCUGGGUUGCCGUGGUGAUGAGAACAGUCUGAGUAAGUGCCGGAGCAGGACGUUCGUCACAGGUGACUGUAGCCAUGGAAACGAAGCAGCAGUGGUGUGUGCGGCACCAGAAGGUCAGUGUGACUUCUACAGUGUCAUUAAUAUUUCCACCUUUCCACCCGGGACUCCAAACCUUUUCUGUGAUUAUAGAUUCAUAAAGCUGAGACAGAGACGGAAGCUGAUAGGACUCAGGUGUAUUUCUGCAUCUUCUCUCAGGUAGCGGUCCUCCUCUGCGGUUGGUAGGCGGGGAGGAAGACUUUGAAGGUCGUGUGGAGGUGUUUCACGCAGGACGGUGGGGCUCCAUCUGUGACGACCAAUGGGAUGACAGAGAUGCCGAGGUGGUGUGCAGACAGCUGGGGUUUGGGUAAGUCGGAGCUUUCACACCUUCACUUCAGGUUAACUCAUGUGUGGUGUCAUUAGGAAGCUUUUACCCACAGUGUUCACAGUGAAAUCACACUCAAAAAGGUGUGGAGGAUACUCAGCAUCGAAGCUGUUAUUCACCGUGACACCUUUGGGGCUUCACAUCAGCAAAUAUAGUGACACCUGGAGGCUGUUAAACUUGCUAUCAUUCUAUUAUGAGACGCCAAGCCAAAGCAAAUAGACCUGUGUGAUCUAAAAGACAAACAUCUUUGUCCUUUUUUGGACAUACUGCACCUUUAAUGGCUACUUUUUUUACAGUGAUUAAAAUUCACCAUAUAAAAAAAACCUAAUAUUUAUUAAAGCUCCUGUGGGGAGUUUUUUAAAAUUCAUACCGAUGCUUUUAUAUGAUAAACAAAAGCAAACAGGACCAUCAGAGACGAGACUGACGAUUCAAGAUUCUAGUUUUUAAGCCUGACAUCAAUGUGAGGAGGGAGGCAUCCCUGUUUGUACUUUAACCGCAUAAAAUAUUCGCAAUAAAUAAUACGUUUGAUUAUUAAAAUCACCAAGAUUAGAUUUAGAUAUGUAGAUGAUGGAAUAAGCAAAGACUGCUUUGUCCACAGGGGGCGCCAAAACAGACACAAACUGAAAGUUCCUCACAGGAGCUUUAAAGGGACAUUCUGGCGUAAAAUUAACUUAGGGUCAAACACACUGUAACACCGAGUUAGACACUCCCUCAACAGACGAAUGUUGCCGACCGCUUGCUUCUUUAGUUAUACCAACUUUAGUAACGACCGCACAAUAGCAAUACACAGCGGUCUACAUCUCCACGUGCAUACCUCAACCAAAACGCCACUUUAUAGCCACAAAUACUGCUCAGAACAGCACCUAACUUCAUCAACAGGACAUAUAGGGUCCUAGCCACAGGACUAGCCACCAAACAUCUUUUUAACUUUGCCUAAUUUCUUAAGCAAAGAGACUAAACACACUCACCAUCUCUCUUCUAGCAGCUGCUUGUAUGUAGUGAGACCUCAGGCCAGUCCACUACGGACAACAGUGGGGUGACGCAGCUCAAGGAAGAACAUUUAUGACUUUUAUGAACAAUAUGUUGAUAUACAGACAGAUCACAUACAGAUACACAAAAACAAACCCACAAAAAACUUCAUUUCCGAGGUUUACUGCAGUGAUAGUCUCUCAUGUGUUUUCAACUGUGUUCGGCUCCAGUGACACCCAUGUGAAAAACUCACUAACGAGCUCAUUUUAGCUGUUUUUUUUUUUUUGUUCUAAACAACUUGAUCGACUAUGAUCAGCCUCCUUCAUUACCGCUGCUGUAAAUAUCACUCAAAAUGACUGAAAACAGAUGGACAGUAGAUGUUGAUUUGUGUCUCUCUCACUCAUUUGUCUGAUUUUAUUUGGAUCUGUGCGUACGCUCUCAUUAAGAACUUGUUGUAGAUGGUUGCUGAUUAAAGCUUUUCUAUAAAAUCCAGUCAGGACAGAUGUUCUCUUGUUUUUCUGAUUAGGUGUAGUGAAGUUAUUCAUCCAGCUGCUGUAAAGUUGCUGUUUUGAAGUUUUCUUUGGUCCACUCUCACUUCUGUUCACCGGUUGGUGUUGCUGACAGGAUUGAAAGAUUAUAUUGUCGAGUACGAAGUGCAGAGGGUUGAUGAAUCAGCUUCUGUACCACUCUGAAUAAAAUGAAUGUGACGUCUUGCAGUAGUAAUAUUUCAGCUGCCACUAUUCCAGUGUUAUUCCCCACAAACUCCUGAGUGAACAACCAUUAGUGAUCUGUGGGAGCUCAUUGUCAAAACUCUGGAUCAGAGCACAAAGGCGUCAUCUGGAUCAAAGUUCUCCCACCCGGGAAACACCGCUCAGAUUUAACUCAGUAUCGUCUGCUGGAGUUUCUUCCUCGUGUCUCCUGCUGCGGAGGUGUAGCAAAUUUGAGCGUCAAGCAGCGAUGAAGCGGUGUAAGUGUGAAGACGAAGAACCGCUUCCCUGUUCGACAUGAGGUUACAUUUCAUCUCCUCAAACGCUGUGGGACGUCUCACCAUCCGUGUUUGUGAUUUUGAAUAAUAGAUGUUCUGACGCAGAGGCACAGAUUCUCACACAGCUGCUCACAGGCGCUCAUGUGCUGUGAUUAUUGAGGGCAGAAUCACAAUGAUUCGCUUUUACCACCUGCGAAGUGCUUCUUCUGCAGGAAGACAAACAUGGACACAUUUUACACGAGUGUUUUGUUUUUGUUUUUUUAUUUUUUGUGAGCCUCUACUGGAGAAAAUCGAGGGAGUGGCUCACCUCAUUUACCUUUGACUAUUUUCUAAAUUUUUUAAAAUAAUUAUAAUUGCAUGGAGGAUGACAGAAGCUUUUAUAUUUUGCACUCUAUUGCAGCUUAAAAAUAAAGUUAAACUGUAUGCAGCUGCAGAAACGCACAUUCCCACACGGACAAAAAAAGCUCCUUGAAACAUUUCAGCAUCAAUAAAUUAUCAGCCCAUGAAUGUUUCAACGUCUGUGUGGGAACUUUUCAUUAUUUAUCUGUACAAUUGGGUUUAUUUUAGAAAUUUGCUUUAUUUUAAGAGUUUUUUCCUCCCUUUUUUUGUAUGUGAACAGCUAUGGAGCCGUUAAGCAGAAUGGGAAUAUUUGUCAUGGUUAGAGGUUGUCAACACUUUGGUAUUUGAGGUUAAGCUGUUAUAAUGAGUCUCUGAAUUCACUCUCGGUUGAGGUAGCAGAAAGCAGUAUAAUCAUUUAAUGGGAAAAGCCACCUUCCUCUCUAUUGGCUGGCUUGUAUCAAUCUGCUAAGCCCCUCCCACUAAUUGAUGCACCAAACAUGCACUGCAACCAUCGUAUUCAGCCAGUUACAUUGGACUCAUUGAAUAGGAAAAUUCACUGCAGAUCAUACAAAAGAAGUGACCAUAAAACUCCCGAACCCACUAAAAUCCACUAAAAGUUUAGUUUCUUGAACACCAACUGUAAGUGUAUUUGUGUGUGUGUUUUUUUUGCAGGGGUGUGGCGAAGGCCUGGUCGUGGGCUCACUUUGGUCAGGGCACAGGUCCGAUCCUCCUGGACGCCGUGAAGUGCUCUGGAAACGAGCUGUUCCUGGAUCAGUGUCCCCAUGGCGACUGGGAGCAGCACAACUGCGACCACAUGGAGGAUGCCGGCGUCUCCUGCAGCCCCUAUACGGGUACACAAACACACACACACACACACACACACAGGCUGAUGUACACACUGAUAGGCUCUCAGCGGGUAUUUAUGGGCUCUGAACAUCAAUAAAUCAUUACAGCAUGAAGCAGCAACAUCCUCCCUGUGACAUUUAUGAGAGCUGAGGAAUAACAUCACUGCUGGCAUGAAGCAGCAGCGAGCGUUCAUCAAACUAAGAUCAGAUUAAUAAUUAAUACUAACGUUUUACAUUAAUAGUAAUGUUAAUGGGAAGUUCAUUAUGGUUGAGUCUUUAAUCACAGUCAUGGUGGUAAAAGACUUAAUAACAGCUCCUACAUGAAACUCUUUCAGACGGCGUGGUGCGGCUGGUUGGAGGUGACAGUCCCUGGGAGGGUCGGGUUGAGGUUUUCCAUAAUGGCGACUGGGGGACGGUGUGUGAUGACCACUGGAACCAGCAGCAUGCAGAGGUGGUCUGCAGACAGCUGGGCUACAGGUGAGGCUAGUUGUUAAAGUGUACUGGGACUCUUUGGACUGAUGUCCCCACUCCAACCGCGUGAAAAAACAACUCACCUUUCUCCACCUUUAGGGGUCACGCUGAGGUCGUUUCAGACGGGACGUUCGGUGAGGGCGUCGGUCUGAUCCUGCUGGAUGACGUCCACUGUGAGGGAUCGGAGACGUCUCUGCUGGACUGCAGACACGGGAUCUGGGGGAGGACGGACUGCUCCCACAGCGAGGACGUCGGUGUUCGCUGCCGGGGACGAACAAGCCAAGAAACCAACGAGGUGCCCGCUAUCGCACCUGCAACAGGUAAGAGCUGAGAGGAGCUGUGGAGUACAGAGAGAGGCUGACGAGAAGGUGUCUAAGCUGCAGUUUGGAGCUGAUCAGAAACUUGGAGAUCAAACCAUCAACCUUUAACGCUUCCUCUGCCUUGAUUCUUUAUUCACCACCUAAGUUACGUCAUUUUGUUGAGAUGCACGACUUCAGAACAUUCAGAGGAUUUGGUUUGACGUGUUUUAGGAGACCGUCCCUCUCUCAAUCCAUCCAGUCAUUAAUCACUUACCCCUCAAUUUAUUCAUACAACCAAUAAUUUGUUCAUUCUUACGUCAUUUUAAUUAUCCAUUCAUCCAUUCAUUUAUUCUUCUAUCAUCUGUCAUUCAUCUAUCCAUCAGCCUAUUUAUCGUACGAUCACAAAUCCAUUUAUCCUUUAGAGCAAUUUUCCAUCAUCUAUUUGUUUAUCCAUUUACAUAUCUAUCACUCCAUUCAUCAAUCCAUUUACUUAUCCACCCAUUUGAUAAUUCAUGUUUCCAUCAUCCAUUCAUUCAUCAUUGAUUCACUUGUUUAUCCAUUAAUCUAUCAAAAUUCAUCCCUACAUCCACUGAACCACAUUCCUCUAUUCAUUCUUUUCUUCAUCCAUCUAUCUACCCAUCUAUCUAUCUACCUACCUACCUACCUACCUUCCUACCUACCUAUCUACCCAUCCAGCUACCUACCUACCUAUCUACCUACCUAUCCUUUUAUCUACCUACCUACCUAUCCUACCUACCUACCUACCUACCUACCUACCUACCUACCUACCUAUCUAUCCAUCCAUCCAUCCAUCCACCUACCUACCUACCUAUCUAUCCAUCCAUCCAUCCAUCCAUCCACCUACCUUCCUACCCAUCUACCCAUCUACCCUUCUAUCUAAAAAAUCUAUCUAUCUAUCUAUCUAUCUACCCAUCUAUCUACCUAUCUACCUACCUACCUAUCUAUCUACCUACCUACCCAUCCAUCUACCUACCUACCUAUCUAUCUAUCUAUCCAUCCAUUCAACCAUCCACCUACCUACCUACCUACCUUCCUACCUACCUAUCUACCCAUCCAUCUACCUACAUACCUACCUACCUACCUACCUACCUACCUACCUAUCCUAUCUACCUACCUACCUACCUACCUACCUACCUACCUACCUACCUACCUAUCUAUUUAUCUACCUAUCCAUCUACCAACCUACCUACCUACCUACCUACCUACCUACCUACCUACCUACCUAUCCUUUUAUCUACCUACCUACCUACCUACCUACCUACCUACCUACCUACCUAUCUAUCUAUCUACCCAUCCACCUACCUCCCUCCCUCCUUCUCCCUCUCCCUCUCUCCCUCUCUCUCUGCUGAAAACACUCUGGCCUCAUUACAAUGAGAAAGGCGUCUGAAUAAAGAGACGGCGGGCUGCAGGUGACAUUUUACACUGUCAUCCUCGGUGUCACACACACUGUAGGCUGGAGCUUUCAGAUGCACAGAAAUGAAUUUCAAUGAGAGUUGUGUGUCAUUUUCUUGUCAGGUCCCCUGGUGCGUCUCGUUGGUGGCAGCAGUAGAAAGGAGGGCCGUGUCGAGGUGUAUCUCCAUGGCGACUGGGGGAGUAUUUGCGACUCUGGCUGGAACGACCUGAACGCAGUGGUGGUGUGCAGACAGCUCGGACACAGGUCAGUAUUUAAAGCAAAGUAAAGUAAAGUUAACUCAGAAAAGAAGUGAUAUAAAAAUAGAUAAUUUUCCUCCUUCAGUGGCGGAGCGGUGGCAGCAUCAGGGUUCGGUCAGGGGAAAGGACCCAUCCACCUGGACCAGGUGAGGUGCACGGGAAAGGAGGAGUUCCUGGGGGAGUGUCCCUCUCUGGGUCAGAGCAUCCAGGGCUGCAGACGGAGGGAGGACGCGGGUGUGAGGUGUGACGUCUCACCGAGGAAGACAGCUGUGCAGACCAAGCCUCAGGAGCAGAGCUGUGGGCUGAGGAAGCUGGUGGAGGAGGAGAGCAAGAGGGGGAGCCAAGGAGAGGAGAACAUGCUCAGGUAAGACUGUCACGUCCAGAGAUCUGUGGGGUUUUUUUGUCUCUAAAUCAAACAGUGAAGCUUUAACAGUGUGAUUGUGUUGAUAUACCAACUUCUGCUGCCUGCAGAUGUAACAACAAUAAACUCUGAGACUCUGAAAAUGAAAAUGAUAAGUAGCUGAUAUUCCUCGACCUUCCAUAAGGAAAGAUUACAGACAUAUAUCGUCAGCAUGAGCAGUAACACAGCUGUCAGUGCAGCCUGGGAGAUUAAAAAACAACUCCUCAAACAACAUAAAACAGAAGAAGAAAGAUGUUCCCUCUCUUUUCCAGGACUACAUGGCCGUGGCAGGUGUCUGUGUGGCUUCACUCCCACGGAGAAAAUGGCGGCGGUCCCCUCUGCAGCGGCACCCUGAUCAGCCCCUGCUGGGCUCUGACAUCUGCGACCUGUGUCAGCAGGUAAAUCAGACGCUCCAACAUCCUUCCCUCCAUACGCUGAGUCACCAUCUUCAGCGGAAACCUCUGAGCAUCAAUCAUCCUCUCUCCUGCAGGUUUGGCAGCGACCCGUCCCGGUACGUGUUGCGUAUCGGAGCGUCGGAUCAGACUGUGACCCCGGAGCAGCUGGUGGUUCACAGGAAGUUCAAAGGUCAAAGCGGAGGCCAUGAUCUGGCGUUAUUGAAGCUACCCAGCGCCAAGGGUCACUGCUUGACUUUUGACCCCAACACCAACGCGGCGUGCCUUCCUGCUGCAGACUCAGCAUCAGGGGGAAAUCCUCCAUCUUCCUGCGUUGUCAUGGUUACCGCUGAUUUGACAGAACCAGGUACGUGCCUCUUAAUCUUAAACCCAGCUGAUUUUUGAACAACAUGGCCAUCACAACCUGUGAAAUAUCACCAUGCGUCUGUUUCUUCUUCAGUAUUUAUGACAUCAGACACAUUUUACUCUCACUUUAAGAAGGGAUGUUAAAGGGAUAUUCCAGCGUGUAAUUAGUUUAGGGUCAAACACACUGUAACACCGAGUAAGACACCCCCUCUAGAGAUGAAUGUUGCUGACCGCUUGCUUCUCUAGUUAUACCAACUUUAGUAAUGACCGCACUAUAGCAAUACAGAGUGGUCUGAGGAGCCAUAAACAAACCUCAACCAAAACGCCACUCUAUAGCCACAAAUAAUGCUCAGAACAGCACCUAACUUCAUCAACAGUACAUAUAGGGUCCCAGCCAAAGUACUAACCACCAAACAUCUUUUUAGCUUUGCCUGAUUUCUUUAGCAAAGAGACUAAACACAACUCACCUUCUUUCUUCCAGCAGCCACUUGUUUGUACAGAGACUUCCGGGUGAGUCAAUGGACUGGAGCGGGGUGCCGCAGCUCAAGGAAGAACAUUUAUGAUCAUUUCUUUAUCAUUUCCUUGAAGUAAUAAUCACCAUAUUAAUCAUUUUGCACUGCAGACAUGGUAGGUCUUCCGCCUCAGUGUCUGAUUGCAUUUCCAUAAAGAAAUGAUCAUAAAUGUUCUUCCUUGAGCUGCGGCACCCCGCUGCAAUCUGUAAUGGGGCUACAAACAAGCAGCUGCUAGAAGAGAGUAGGUGAGUUGUGUUUAGUCUCUUUGCUAAAGAAAUGAGUCAAAGUAAAAAAGAUGUUUUGUCGCUAUUUCUAUGGCUGGGACCCUAUAUGUACUGUUGAUGAAGUUAGGUGCUGUUCUGAGUAUUAUUUGUGGCUACAGAGUGGUGUUUUGGUUGAGCACGUGGCUCUCUGUAUUACUAUCUGCGGUUGUUGCUAAAGUUGGUAUAACUAGAGAUGCAAGCAGUUGACAACAUUCAUCUCUUGAUGGGGUGUCUAACUCGAUGUUACGGUGUGUUUGACUCUAAAUUAAUUUUACGCCGGAAUAUCCCUUUAAACCCAGCUGAUUUGUGAACAACUUGGUCAUCACAACCUGCAAAAUAUCACCAUGCAUCUGUCUCCUCUUAAGUAUUUAUAACAUCAAACCCAUUCUUUACUCUUGCUUUAAGAAAGGACGUCAACGUCUGCCUCUUACUGACAUUAUUUCUACCUUAAGUUGUCAUCUGCUGCCACCAUGUGGUCAUUAUUAUUAUGGUCCAAUAAUUUAGUUUAUGGCCAAAUACCCUCAACAUUCCCCUCUGCCUUAUUUGCACUCUGUGUCACAGUAAGUGCUUAUCAACAAAAGUGAUCAAUGUUUCAUCAUGAAUAUCAUUAAUUUAUUGGACUAUAUCCUCAAAGAGUAAAUCACGCCUGCUGUUCAUGAGGUUCCAGCUGAAUACCUUAUGAGGCUUUAUAACAUUCAUAUGAGCGCUCAGAAGAAUUUAUAACAGCAUAAAGCGACGUUUAUGAAGACUCACAUCCCCUCUGUUGUCUCCCACAGACUCUGUCCUCGCCUCCUGGGUCCCCCUCAUGUCGUCAUGGCAAUGUAAGAAGCGCUACGGCGACAGUUUCUCCAGCCACGGCACUCUGUGCGCCGGCAGUCCUCCUGACACCAGCUUCCUCCAUGGCGACAGUUGUCAGGGGAACUCCGGGGGCGGGCUUGUGUGUCAGGAGGAGUCGGGUCGCUGGGUCCUCACUGGUGUGGUCGCCGGGGGUUACGGCUGCUCUGCCCCCUCCUCUCCCGCUCUCUACACCCGAGUGAGUCGCUUCAGGGGCUGGAUCGAUGAGGUCACCAACGCACACGAGGAACCGCGCACUCGUGCCCAAGAGGAAAUAACACACCUGGACAAUGACGUGAUGCACACACACAGCAAGCUUAAACACGCCCAUGAUCAGCAGGAAACGAAUGAAAUCAAUGAUAUCAAACACACACACACCCAUCACUCACACACUAACCACCGUGGUAACACACACACCCACACAAACACACAAAUUAUGGUCUGAUUGAGGGCCGCGCCAUUGGCUAACCAUCUGUGCCAUGUGACCGCCUGACAUGGAGGAGGACGAGUUGAAGAAGUAAACUUUGAAGAUGCUCAAACUUUCAAUCUGCGCUCGUUUGAAAAUCUGAACUCAGUGUUGUGAAUCCAAAGUGUGUGUGUGUGUGCGUGUGUGUGGUUUGUCGGUGUGGGCAGAUGUACCGGCGCUGCCAGAGUGUGUGGGUGAUCUGCGGUGCUUUACAUGUGAGUUUGAGCCUGAAACCAUGAGCCAGAACCACAAAGUGAUGGAUCCAAAAGGUUUAGUUCGAACCUGGCAUGCUGAUCUGAGCCUUCCACUAAAAAAAAAAACAGAAAAACUCGGCAUGGCAUGAAUUUAAAAGACAACAAAUAUCUGAGGGGUAUUUCUGAGACGGUCACACAUCAAUCUAUGCGAAAAAAACACAUAUUAAUGUGCGUCUUCUGUGCAAGAUGUAAAGUAACAAGACUCCACAAAGUAACCACCGGAUCAUCUGAAAUAAGGGGAUUAUUGUGCGUCAUUCUCAUCCCUUUAAUGUUAAUAAUCUAGAUUAAGGCCAUCCUCGUCCAGAGUUCAGUUUUUAAAACCCCUCUCGUGGAUGUUGUCGCUUAUUUCAAACAGGGCUUCAGGCUGUUGUCUUUACCUUUUACUGUUCAAAGUGCUGUUCAGACCCAUGACUAAGCUAUUUAAACUCAACGCCGUACCUGUGAUUUCACAAGUUUCAGCGCUUUAUUCUCAACAAACGAUGAACACUUCACACCGCUGCUGACUCAUUUGGAGUUUAUCUGCAAGUACACGUAACAAAGAAACCCAAAUAAUAGAAUCAGAGCGGUGUGAAUGGGAAAGACGAUAAAUUACAGCGAAUAAUAUAAGAGAAUAUUAAAGCUCCUGUGAGGAGAUUUGAGCUGGUGAUGAAACAGACUAAAAUUGAUAUUAAUGUGCUUGUAUAAUCUAAAAAAGCAAAACAAGACCAUUAUCGAGCAGGGUGACUACCUCUAAAUAAUUAUUUUCAGUGUUGAAAAAAAAGUCGGUGGGGGGUAGGCGUCACACUACAAAAUUAGCUGUUACACAGAGUCUCAAUAAGUGAUACAAGGGCCUGUUGAAAGGAGCAGGACUAGAUUCCUCACAGGAGCUUUAAAUCAAUGCAGUAAAUUUUUGUUUGGUGAGGAACUUUAAGUUUGAGUCAAUGUUGGCGCCCCCUGUUGAGAAAGCAGUCUUAGUUUAUUUUAAUUGUCGAAACGGGCCUCUCUCUUCACCAUCUCGACUGACACCUACCCCCUUGCGCUGAUUUCAGACAUCAAAAUUUGGGAUAUAACAAUCAUCAGUCUCGUUAUUUGUUGUUUUGUCUGCUUUUAAAUAUAAUAUAAAGGCAUUAGUGUGUAUUUCAGUCAUUUUUAUAAACACCAAAAAACUCCUUACAGGAGCUUUAAUUUAUAGACUGACAUUCAAAGCCAUUGAGACGAUUUAAGACACAGAAACAGACUUUUUUUUUUAACUCAUCCUGCAGGAAGUACUCACAGUGGGUGAUUCAUUGUUCAAAGAAAGCAAGAAGUUUUUGGAACGGUAUUUUUAAAUGUAAAAGACUAAAUCAGCAAAGACAGUAUCAUAGAAGGAACGCCAAAACUGACCCAAACAUGCUUCAUUACAGGAGCUUUUAAAUUGGUUAAAGUGAACUAAAGUAAAUUUUUCAGAUUGAAACCAACAUUUGUUGAAUCUGACCCAUUAAAUAUUUGUAAUUAUGACCUUUGUGGAGCCUUUAGAGUUACUUCAUCUUCUUAAAUAUACUGUUAUAAGUGUAGGGAAAAUAAUCCUCUGAUUUCCUAGAAGCUGUCCAUUAAUUUUCUUACCGUACCAGACUUGCAGAAUCCAUCAAAAUAACCCUUAAAUGUAGCAGUGCGUUUAUUUUAAAUCAAUCAAACUGCAUUAUCUUACAUCAAAUAACGGAAAUGUGAUUUCUGCUGACACUACAUUGAAGAGUCUGCUGAUUGAUUUCUUAUCAAAAAGGGAGCGGGGAAAAAAAAGAGUGUCUGCCUGCACAUAACACACAAAAACCUUUUACACGCUAAAGUUUGAUUACACAAGCAGUUUAUGUUAAGUGCGCAUUAUUUGUUGGAUUUGUGUUUAAGGAGCUGAAACUUGCAGAAACAGCGGUAUGGUCCUUUAAAUUGUACAGGAUUCUCCUUUAAAAGCCAUUGGAAGGCGACGGUGAGGUGGUCAUAUAACUUUUUGUACUGAUUGCAGCAGGUGGCUCUAGACUCUUAGAUAAAUAAAUGGAUAGACGGAUAGAUAGAGAGUACUUCAGACUUUAGCUCGUGUGUGUACUGCAUUCAUUCUUGACUGAAUUAGAUAGACAAACUCCUAAAUGUUGUCUGUUCUGUUGUACUCUGAGCAGAUGUGUGAUCCAACCACAAGAGGGCGACGUUGCUCUAUUUUCACAGGGCGACAAAUCCCUGAUGGUUCUUUUUUAUACUGUUGCUAAAUAAGUGUUGGGACUUGACUUGUGCUUUGUCGUAUUGUGAACCAUUGUGUCGUGAAGCAUCCUGUAACCUGCAACUGCUGAAUCUCCAACACCUGGAGCUCGUCCUUAUAAUCCUGUACAUAAUCUCAAUCCUGUCGCUGCUCCUUUUCCUCUCAGAUUUGGUGUUUGAACAUGCAGACCCUGUAGGUUGAUGUAAAUAUAAUUAAUGUGUCUAAAGCUGGACUUUGAGGGAGCGGUGUUUGCAGUGUUAAAAGCCUGCUUUACCUGUGUUAAACCCACCUGCUGUUCCUCAGUGUAAUGUGCUGAAUCAUGGUUGAGUAUUAAAACAUUUACCUGGUGAGAACAAGUCUGCAGUGUUGGCGUGACCUCUCUUUUCAUAUUUAAAAACACUUUUUUGAUUAAUUUCCAUUCAUCAAACCUGGAGUCACUAAACGUGGGAGCGAGCUACAUUAUUCCAGCUCAUCUACAAACAAUAUUUGGACUCCAAAAUGAGCUAUAAUUCUGAUUCAAUGUGCUCAGAAAAACAUGGAUUUUAUUAAUAAUGUUGAAAAGAAAUAAACCUGAAAGAAAAGAUUGCUUACAAAAUGCUAAUUGCCUCCGAAUGAAGAAUAAAUCUGCUUAGCGUCUGCUCUCAGUCACCCAUGAGCCGUGUUAAUCUUUUCUUUUGUUUCAGUGACUUUCCCUCUGAAAACUGAGGGAUCAGUGGAAACCAAUACUGCUCUGUGGGUUUUAGUUGAAAAAUUGAUUUCUAAUGAGCGCUAAUGACUCGGCUUUUGGGACGUGGUUGGAUCUUAAAGUUCUGAGUGAAGUGGGCUCCUGUUGUUGGGAAAACUUGGGCAGUAUGAUGGGAUGUUCGCUGUAAUGUUGAAUGGAAGAUUAUGAUUUUUAGAGUCUUGACAAAGAUGCACAUAAUGUUGUUUAUAACCUACUUAGACAUAAACAAAUGAACACCAAAUUAUGAUUUUAAAGAUGUAAAUCAUGGACAGAGCAUCGGGAUUACUAUCUACAGGUUUUGCAGCAGCAUAUGUUUACAGAUUUUCUCAGUCGCUUCAGUACAUUUCUCACAUCAGAAUGAAAGUUCUCACUAUUAGUUCAACCUCAACAACAUCGAGUCAUAUGUACACAUCGUCGUAGCAGUUUCUCAUUCCUCCGAACAAAUUGCGAAUGCUCUUGGGCAUGUAUCAGUUACUUUUAUACAAUUCUCUUCUGUUUUAUAACAUUAUCAUUUGUGUGGACAUUAUCAUAGUGGACGUCGUAUCCUCUUGGCCAAAGAGGAAAAGAACCAUCCGGACUGUUAAGUUCAAAAGCCAGCAUCUGUGAUGGUAUGGGGGUGAAUUAGUGCCCAAGGCAUGGGUAACUUACACAUCUGUGAAGGCAACAUUGACGCCCAUGGACGCCCUUCCUGCUUAUUUCAGCAAGGCAAUGCCAAGCCACAUUCUGCACGUGUUACAACAGCAUGGCUUCGUAGUAAAAGAGUGUAGGUACUCGACUGGCCUGCCUGCAGUCCAGACCUGUCUCCCAUUAAAAAUGUGUGGUGCACUAUGAAGCAUAAAAUACGACAACGGAGACCCCGGACUGUUGAACAACUGAAGCUGUACAUCAAGCAAGAAUGGGAAAGAAUUCCACCUUCAAAGCUUCAACAAGUCGUCUCCUCAGUUCCCAAAUGUUUAUUGAGUGUUGUUAAUGUUGGAUUUGCAAAAUUAUUGUAUUCUGUUUUUAUUUACGUUUAUCACAAUUUCCAAACUUCAAUGGAAUUGGGUUUUGUAGAUCAGUCACCAAGAUCUGACUUUUUUUUGCAUUGGAAAACACAGAGAGAGUUCAGGGUCAUAAUGAAAACAUGACAAAGCCAUUUGACUGUCUUGUUCAUAAACAUUGGUGUCAAGACUUAUUAUUUUGAUGACUCAGACAUUUCAUUGACAUGAAUACUUACUUUUGAGGGAUCAACUAUUAAUUUUGAGUCAGUGACGCUCUUUUGCGGGUUAUCCACUAAGUUUUGCAGUUUGUACUAACUGUUCUGAGAAAUGCACCAAAGCGACUGAGGAAAAACCGUAAAAGUAAAAACCUUACCUUAUACAGCAACAAGAGGUCAAACCACAUUCUGCACAUAUUUCAAGAUAUUAUUCCUCCGCAGGAAUAUUCAUGUUGACAUCUCUGUUUUCUUUCUUGUCAGAUCUUUUUAGUUGACACACCUUUGAACACAAGUGUUACAACUUUUACCAUUAUUGCUAUUUUUACCACCGCUCCCUGUUUGACCCGCUCUCUAGCAACCAAUAACUCAGAGACGUACUCACCAGCUCUUCUGUAGCUGUCCGGAUAGUUUAGGCCCAGUAGCUCCUCAUGCUGUUCUGCAAAUAGCUGUCAUCAUCAGUACGUUAUGUUGAGCUCAAUGAGGCGAUUUAACUGGACUACUGCUAUUGUUCCAGUUUACAAGCACCAGGUAAGAAUCAAGUUAUCGACAGAAGCAAAAACAAUAGCAGGAAACACGAGAAAAGACUUUGUUUUUGAAGCUAAAUUAGACAAGAGAGGCGCCAAGUGCGAUCAUCAGUUCUAGGAAAUCUUUGUUAAAGCCAUAAGGAGAACUGCUGCUUUAAGACCUCAACAAGGUCAAGAGUAAUUUAGAUUCAGGAGGCUGGUUCUGGGUCAGCUUUGCUCCUAAUUUUAUUGACAUGAAGAGCCGAGGAGGUCAGAGAGAACUAACAAGACACAUUCCCUCCAGAGUUUUUCCCUCUCUGUGUCUUUGAGAAAGUAAGAGCGAGUGUCUGAGUUAAGCAACUGCUGAGCUCUCCUCAUUAAUCACACAGAAAGCAGAGGAACCAGGGGGAGCUGUCCUACAUCCCAGGGACACACACACACACAGGCAGACACACAAUCCUUAAAAUAACUGGAACCAACAUAAAUAACACCAAAAAAUCUUUUUAAAUAAGGCUGCAGACUCUUCACAGAGAAGGAUAGGGACAGGGCGGUUUAUGAGCUUGGUUCUUCCUGUGUGUGUGUGUGUGUGUGUGUGUGUUAACGGCCUGGUGGCUAUGCAGCGUUAUGCAGGGCUUAAUCUGACUUUAUGUGAUGACAGACGAGUAUGGAGGGCAAAUAUCAUGCCAGCUGGUGUUCAAAGCAUCCAGCCAAGCACAGACACAUGGUCCAGUUUGAGAGUGGAUGUCAGACCGUUUCCCUCUAACAGCCAGUUUAUUAAUGCUACAUGUCACUUCAGAUAAUCUGGCUUUCUUUCCCAAAAUUGGACACCAGAUGAUAUUCAGCAUGACUAAUCAAUGUUGCAGUGUUACAUAAUCUGAAUCGUGAGCCGCACGUCUCCAUUAGCUCCAAAUUUGGUGAUUUUUAGGGCAGAGAAUGCAAAAGGAACGUUCAAGAAAUCCAGGCCGACAAAGUCAAAAAUGUGCAGAGACCGGGCCAAAAUAAGGUCUGCUGGGUUGUGAUGUGAUUUUGAGAAGCAUUUUUCAGCCGGGUAAGUAUGCGGCUCCACCGUGAGAGACAAUCAGAGGAGAAAUCAGGGAGUUAGAAAGCAGACGGAGGAGAACAAAACUGUUCAAGGCAAGGUGAUUGAGCGAAAACUUUUCCAGGGAAUAGAGAAAGACUUUCUGGAGGACAGGAAAAGACUGUUAAUCCGGACAGCCCGACUGAUACAUCCCUCAGGCAGAUCCAGGCCACUCAUGCAUGUUUCUGUGCCUGGUGCAGUGGGGCAGGGUCUGCCCUUGGAGAGAGGAGAAACUGUGGAGGUCGUUGGGUGUGUAGUACUGUCCAUGGUGCUGAUAUAAAUACACGGGUGGGGGGGCAGAUGUAGACGAGUUUUUCAACUCCAAUAAAGUUGGGAAACUGAAUAAAAUGUGGACAAAAACAGAAUUGUUCCCAAAUUAUUCAAACCCUUCAGUUUAUAGAAAAUAAAGACAACAUUCAAAACACCAGUAUUCUUGAAGCCUCCUUCACUGUUGCCAUACAAGAAAGUUUUUCUCUUUAUGAAAUGAGAAAAUUGCCCUUUUAACCCUGGAACACUAUCGCUAAAAUAACCAACACCAUCACUAUCGCUGCAGGACUUUUACCUGAAAUAAUAUACCCAAGAAAAAGUCAUCAAAAUAUAUCAAAAUAGGACGAUACAUGACAAACUAAAGUAGUUUUCUUUUAUUUUACUGUGCAAUAUCCAAAGGGAGGGGAAAAAGUGUCAUGAGGGGGCCGUAUAAAAAUUCAGCAAAGUAACUGAAAUUAAGCAUUCAUGAACAAACAAAUUCUAAAAUAAAGAAAAACACAGAAACUGUAAACUUAGUUUCUUUUCCACCCAUUCCUGGGGAAUGUGAGUCUUUCCUGGUGAAGACUCAUGGUCCUGAGUCUUUACCAGGGAAGACUUGAUGUACAGCUUCAGUUGUUCAUAGUCCAGGGUCUCCGUUGUCGUAUUUUACACUUCAUAGUGCGCCACACAUUUUCAAUGGUGCAGGAGAGAAUAAAAAUAUGGUAUAUUCUGAGUGAGUAAAAAUGACUAGCUGACUAAAAUA
Xyrichtys novacula (pearly razorfish) is the source of this 35664-nucleotide messenger RNA. The record is from the annotation of a GenBank genome assembly. Lineage: Eukaryota; Metazoa; Chordata; Actinopteri; Labriformes; Labridae.